UCAUUCAGUUCUUAACACUCGCCGGAUAAACAACAGUUUGGCGCUCGUUCGCGUUCACUUCCCGUCGCGUUCAGAGAGAAUACACUACUACUGCUGCUGCUAGUGUGUGUGCGUGCGUGUGAACUGUGCGAAAAGAAGCAAUAUAAAGUAUUAAUACUAGUGGAAUAUUAAGUAAAUCUAAGUGCAACAGAAACAUACACAUACCUAGCCUAUCCUUUUGUGCGCGCGACGCAAUUAUCUGACAGCACUUGAAAGUAUGCUACACAAAUUUGUUUCAACUUGUUACUGCAACAACAACAACCAAAACAACGGCAACCAUCCCACGCAAUUUAUCAUAUAGACUGCGUAGCAAGCAAGAGCGAGACAGCAACACGGCGCAACCAGCAGCGAGAAGCAACAACAAGCAGAAAUCAGGAAACCAGGAAACGAACUGGAAUAUAUAGAAAAUUCUACAACAAAAUACAACAACAAAGCAGUAAAGCUGUUACUCCUAAAGGUAAACGGAGCCACCGACGGCACUUACAACACAAAGAUGGCGUCCUCACCGACACCAUCUCUGGACUCGAUGCGGGGCGGGGCGAACUCGAUCGAAUCGUACGAACACGCCGGCUAUCUAUCAGACUCUCCGCUCACGUUGAGCGGUUCAUCGCCACCGGCCAGCGAUUCGGCAAUCUGCAGUGAUGAGUACACGGGCGGCAGCAGCGUUAAGUCACGCUCUGAGGUGACCGUAAUCAAUGGCCAUCAUCCCAUUUCGGCCUCCGUAUCGUCCAGCUCUUCGGCCAGCUCUUCCUCCUGCUCGUCGUCAUCGUCCUCAUCCUCGUCUUCGUCAUCGUCCAGCUCCUCGACCAGCGGCCUCAGCGGUUGCGGCAGUACCAGCAGCAGUGUGAUCAGCGCCAACAACGUUGCGAGCAGCAAUGGACCAGGCGUUAUCGGCAGCAAUCUUCAGUCCUCAAACAAUGGCGGCAACUCGGGCAUCAGCAGUCUGGUCGUUGGAGCCGGCAAGGGAAGCAACAGCAGCAGCAACAGCUCCUCUAGCAACACAUCCGCCAAUGGAUCUCCGCCACGUUGCACCGCCUGCAAGAGCAAGUGCAGCGACGCGGUGGCCAAGUGCUUCGAUUGCCAGAGCUAUCUGUGCGCCAAUUGUGUAACUGCUCAUGAGUUCAUGCACUGUUUCAACGGACACAAUGUGUGCCUGAUUAAGGGUUUUGAGGCGAGCACCACUGGCACUCCGCUGUCCGUUGGAUCGCCCAGCAACAAUCCGGCGUCGAAUGAGUUCAAGUACGCCAGUUCGCUGACCAUGAUGCUGCAGCAGCAGCAGCAACAGCUCGACUCGCAACAACAGCAACAGCAGCAGCAACAGUUGCUGCCGGCGCAGCCUAUGUCACAACUCUCGAAGAUUGUACUGGCAGCCGCCGCGCAGGCAAAUUCCCAGGAGCAGCAGCGAGAGGAUAGCAUCUAUGGUUCACUGCACCCUCAACAACAACAGCAGCAGCGACAACUCUUCUGCCCUCGACACAAACAGGAGCUGCUCAAGUUCAGUUGCCGCACCUGCUGCAUCCUGGUGUGCAAGGAGUGCAUUGUAUUGGAGCACUCCACAGGUCUCCACGAACUGGAGAACGUGCAGUCACCCGGAAUGACAACCUCUACGGGAUCCACGGCCAACGAGUCAGCUUUGCAGACUCUGCUCGCCGAUAUGCGUGGCAAAAUUGGCGAGAUUGUCGGCAUUGCUGGAAACUCGGACCAGAAUCUCAACAAGGUGAAGCUGCAGUACCAAAAGGCUCACAACGAGCUGAACGAGACGCACCAGUUCUUCGCUUCCAUGCUGGACGAGCGCAAGACCGAAUUGCUCAAGGAACUGGAAACUCUCUACACGGCCAAGGUUAACAGCAACAAUUCGUGGCAGCAACGCUCCCGCGACUUGAUCGACAAGGGACUGGCCACCUGCGAGGCGGUCGAGCGGAGUCCUGCUCCGCCAUCCUCCUUGCUGGCAGAUGCCCUUCUCCUACGCAAAUCCCUGGAGCAGCAACUACAGACGGGCAUUCAGGAGAUGCAGCUACCCUUCGAGAUCGAAUUUAUGUCCAACUAUCAGUCGAUUCAGGCCGGCGUGCGUAACACCUUUGGUUACAUUCGAGCAAACAGCUCAGACGGUGGACCUACUGGCAUGAGCCUGACGAGCAAUGGCCACGGAAAGCAGCCGCCAAUUGCCCGGCCAACACAGAGCGCCAGCAACAGCAGUGCGAGCAGCGCGGGCAGUGGUCACCAUGGCCACCACCAACAGUCACACCAUCAUGGCCACCACAAUCAUCACCAGACGGCCCAUCAUCAGCAGCUGCAGGCGCAAUCGUCGCUGCAUGGCCUGGGUCUUGGAUUGAGUGGCGCCAGUUUGUUGGAUAGCAGCUCUAGCGCAGGUGGAGCAGUGGGAGCCUUCAGCAACGGAGGACUUCUGCUGAGCGGUCGCGAUCGCAACGCUCUGGCAGUGGAACAGCAUUUCGGUGAGCUGAUGCCCAAGCGAGGAGGAGGUGGCUACACCGGCAGCAAUGGAUCAGCCACCAGUGCCGUGGCUCACUACAAUCCCUACGAGAAGUGGAGCAACGGCGGUAGCGACAAUCUCUUUUCAUCGGUGACAAGCGGCGUGUCCGGUAGCUCUGCAGUGGCCGAUGCGUUUGCCAGCCUGUCUGCUGUUGGAGGAUCCGUGGUUAGUGGCGCUGGAGCUGGCGGAAGUACCGUGAGCUCAGAGUCCCUGCUGGACCUCACCAACAAGCUGCUUUCGGCCACUAUCUAUCCGCCCAAGUCGCAGAUCAAGCGGCAGAAGAUGAUUUACCACUGCAAGUUCGGCGAGUUCGGCGUGAUGGAGGGCCAGUUCACGGAGCCCAGCGGUGUGGCGGUAAAUGCCCAGAAUGACAUCAUUGUUGCGGAUACGAACAACCAUCGCAUUCAGAUCUUCGACAAGGAAGGACGCUUCAAGUUCCAGUUUGGCGAGUGCGGCAAGCGUGACUCGCAGCUGCUCUAUCCGAACCGCGUGGCCGUGGUGCGCAAUUCCGGCGAUAUCAUUGUCACCGAGCGCUCGCCCACACACCAAAUCCAGAUCUACAAUCAGUACGGCCAGUUUGUGAGGAAGUUCGGGGCCACCAUUCUGCAGCAUCCUCGCGGCGUGACCGUGGACAACAAGGGACGGAUCAUUGUGGUGGAGUGCAAGGUGAUGCGUGUGAUCAUCUUUGAUCAGAACGGCAAUGUGCUGCACAAGUUCGGGUGCUCUAAGCACCUCGAGUUCCCCAACGGCGUGGUGGUCAACGAUAAGCAGGAGAUCUUCAUCAGCGACAAUCGGGCGCACUGCGUCAAGGUGUUCAACUACGAGGGCCAGUAUCUGCGGCAGAUUGGCGGCGAGGGAAUUACCAACUACCCGAUUGGCGUCGGGAUUAACUCGAACGGGGAGAUCCUCAUCGCGGACAACCACAACAACUUCAACCUGACGAUCUUCACGCAGGACGGGCAGCUGAUCUCGGCGCUCGAGUCGAAGGUGAAGCACGCGCAGUGCUUCGAUGUGGCGCUCAUGGACGACGGCAGUGUGGUGCUGGCCAGCAAGGACUAUCGGCUCUACAUUUAUCGCUAUGUCCAACUGGCGCCAGUGGGUAUGUAAACACACAGACACACACACUCCAUGGAUGUGAGUCCGGAAAGGAGGAGGAUCUGUGGUCCGGCUCUCACUACUUCUAUAGGCUAAGUUCUCAAUAGUCUGACUUGCGCGGUCUCUCCAGCUCUAAUUCUAAAUCUACACAAUCGAAGUUGAAAUCGAAAUCUAUAAGACCCCACUAUCUCCCCCGAUCUGUCAUCUCUCAUAGCCUUAGACUUUGCUCGCUAUGUAAUAACACACACGCACACUGUUGGAAUGAUUUUUAUUAUCUUUUAAAUUAUUGUUGAAUUUUGUUUUAUUUUUUUAUAUAUAUUUACACUGUUAAGCUUAGUUUUUAUUUUGUGCGUACUUGUUUAUGAUAAAUAUAUAUUAUGUGUAUUCAUGUUCAUGUUCAAAUCGGAUAGUGCCGCCGCCUCUCUAUAUCUUUGCACACUUCUCACUUCAAACCCUCGUAUCUCUAUCUCGCGUGCAAGUCGUAUCUUCAACAAACACAAGCAAACACCCGAAACAAACAAAAGAAAUGACACUUUUUAACUAUAUAGUAGAUACCAGAAGAAAUCCCUCCACUUUUUUAUGUUCGUUGCCGACUGCAAGGAAAAAAAAGGAAAAAAACUAUGAAAAAAGAAGUUGGUAUAAAAUAAACUUAACAAAUAACCGCCUACAAAAUGGAGCCGCGUAUAGAGCAUUAAUUAAUUAAUAAUUGAUUGUAAUAAUUGAUUGUAAUUCUUAGAUAUAUGAUUGCGCAAAUUGUUUGUUAUUAUUAUUUUUGAUUGCAUAAACAUUUGAUACAUUAUAUAUUAUAUAGCUGUUUUUUACGUUUAUAAAUUAUUUUUGAUUAUACAACUUAUUGAUUACUGAUUAUUUAUAUUUAUAUACAUUAAUUAAUUAUCCUCUAAGACAUGUUUGCUACUUUUAUACGAAAUCAACCGAACCCAAAACCGAACCGCGACACAAACAACAAUUCACAAUUUUAUACUCGCUUAGAAUUUAUGUUUUCCAUUGUUUUAUUGUAACCACGACAGCGGAAGAAAAGAUGGAAUACCUUACCUACGCCCUAAUAAUAAUGCAGACAAAAACCCACUGGCGAUUCUUUAAUUUAAUUUAAACAAAAACAACUGAACGCACUGAAAAUAGUUGAAAUUUUUGUUCUUGAUUGUUGAACUAUUUUUCGUUUAGGCAUUUAUAUUUUAAAAUAAUUUCUUCGUUCGCACGCAAGGCGGACGAAUUUGUUGUUUUGCCCCAAAAUAUAUUACUAUAUUAUAUGCGAAAAUUAUUUGUUGUCAAAUUGAAUCUAAAUAAACAUGGAAAUGUGUAUAUCAAACGAAAACAAGGCGAUAUUUAUGUGCACCAAGUUAGUUAGUGGUAGCUUCGAGUGCGAAUUCGAAGUAUCUUGAGGAUGUGCAUAGAUCUAAUUGAGUAUUUAAAAGUAACAUUUAACUAAAAGUUGGCAAUCAGCGCAGAAGACUUGAAACAUUUAUAACUAUUAUAAUUAUACACUUAAAGUAUGUCUAUUAAUAUACGAUAAACACUUAAAUCAGUAAAUCAAAAAUCUCAAAUAAUUGAAUAGUUAUAAAGAGAAACCGCGAAUAGGGAAACAACAUCCCAGCCAAGCCAGACCAAUCGCCCAAUUAUGUUUACUUCCUUGACAGAGAAAUAGGGACUAAAUACGACAGCCGCACGGUGCGCAACAAUCAGGAUCACGUAUCCUUGUUCUGUUGCGCACCGUGUGCACAUGGACUUCUACUUGCAAUUAUUUAGUUAAAGCAUUUACUUGGAUAGGCCUCAAAUGAUUGCGGAGCUAACAAAAGUGUUCUUUAAGUAAGGGUUAGUUAAAAGCAGUUAGGACGUUAGAUAUUUAAAGUGAACAUACUAUUAAGGCAAGGAAACACAACUUUUUGAGACUACAAACGCAACAUUAACAGGAACAGCAUUUAAAAAAUGUUUAUUUUGUAAUUUUAAAAUAAAACCUAUGUAUUUUUUGUUGGUUUUGCUUGGAACGCGACGCGACGCGAACCCCGCCCAUUUGACCCCAUUGACACGCCCACACGUAAGCAGGUAUUAGAUUUCUUGAAUAUAAUUUAACAAUAUUGUAUUAAACGCGUAGUAUUUAACUAAUUUAGUUUCCCCCUUCCUCUUCCUCUGUAUUCCCUUGUUUGUUUUGAAAAAACGCCUUGCUCUGUGUAAUUUCUGAUUCGCUUGACCUAUUAUUUGAAUUAUUUGAUAAUUGCCUAUGUUUUGUGUGUAUCUACUUAAGUGAGAUUAUUAAAUAUACGAAAAUAUAUUUUUUAGUUCUUGUUGUAAUCUUAAUUGACUUUAAUCGACCUAUUGUAUUGAAGAUAAUGUAUCGAUGUAAUGGUAGCUGUAAUAACGACAAAGGGUUUAAACAAAGUAUUGUACGUUUUCUGUGUGAGGAACACUUUUUACUUGACAGCCAAAAAAAAGCAAACUAAAAAAAUACACAAAAACUGUUGAAAUUUUUUUUAUAUAAAAAUUGUUGAAAAUAAAACCUAAAAAGAAAAACUAAAACACAUAAGAUACUGCAAAUUGAUGGUAUUUAUUACGGCCUAAUGCGUACUAUUUAAUUGUAUUUAUUAUUAGCAUUUUAGCGUGCACAAGCAGUUUUUGCAAAAAGCAGUUUUAUUUGUAUUUUGUGCUUGCAUAACUUUGUUUUUAUGUUUAUCAACUAUUAUUAUUAUUACAUUUUUAAAUGUUAUACAACAAACGAACUACGAACACACAACAUGGGACACAACACACACGAUAACGACUAUUUUAUAACAAACUAUAAACAAUAGACAACAAAUGUACAUCUGUGCUCCACGAAAAUGUUGUAAAAGCCCACACAAAACACAACCCAACAACAAAUGCCACAAAAACCAACUGAAAAACCAUUAAAGAUUUUAUACUUAUUCUGAUAAAAAGGA
Messenger RNA from Drosophila mauritiana, 6555 nucleotides. It is a transcript of the gene brat, whose product is annotated as brain tumor protein. The coding region runs from base 533 to 3637 and encodes 1034 amino acids. Gene Ontology annotation, molecular function: translation repressor activity; protein binding; zinc ion binding. NCBI's taxonomy places the organism in Eukaryota, Metazoa, Arthropoda, Insecta, Diptera, Drosophilidae. Gene Ontology annotation, biological process: negative regulation of translation. The transcript is spliced from 3 exons. The record is from RefSeq and is a predicted model, not a curated record.